This is a messenger RNA of Chondrus crispus (carragheen), 1150 nucleotides long. Its product is annotated as hnRNP-like protein, RNA recognition motif (RRM)-containing protein. The transcript has 2 exons. Gene Ontology annotation, cellular component: cytoplasm. Lineage: Eukaryota; Rhodophyta; Florideophyceae; Gigartinales; Gigartinaceae. Gene Ontology annotation, molecular function: RNA binding. The annotation marks the transcript as partial. The record is from RefSeq and is a predicted model, not a curated record.
AGAGACAGAGGAGGAUUCUGUGCGUUCCUACUUUGCCCGCUACGGCCCUGUCUCCGACUGCGUCAUCAUGCGCGACCGUCUCACGGGCCAUCCGCGCGGCUUCGGCUUUGUCACGUACGACGACCAGCUGGUCGCGGAGCGCGUGGCCACCGAGUUCCACGAGCUGGACGGCCGCCAAGUCGAGGCCAAGAUCGCCGUCCCGCGCUCGGAGUGCGUCCCGGCCCUUCGCACCAACGCCUGGCGCGCCACCAAGAAGGUCUUCGUCGGCGGCCUGCCGGCCACCUGCCGUGAGGCCGAGCUGCUCGCACACUUCAAGCGCUUCGGCGACGUUGCCGAAUGCCAGGUCAUGUACGAUCACCAGACUGGCAACUCACGCGGCUUCGGCUUCGUUACCUUCACCAGCGAGGCCACCGUCGAUACCGUCGUCGAUCUCGAUCAGCAUGAGAUCCUGGCAAAGCACGUCGAGGUCAAACGCGCGGAGCCCAAGCAAGCUCUGGAAGCCCGCCGCGGACGCGAGGCCGCCGCCGCCGCUGCCGUCGCUGCGGCCCACCAACAGCAACAUCAGCACCACCAUCAGCAGCAACAACAACAACACCACCCCGCCGCCGUCGCAAAGCACCACACUCAAUCCGUCACCGCUCACGCCCCGUACGCAGCCGUUGCCGCAACCAAUUCCGCCGCCUCCGUCCCCGCCAUCCCGUCACCCCCGUCCGCCUCGCAUUCCACUCCCGCUGCGCAAAGCCCCUUCCCGGGCUUCGGCCCCUGGUCAAGCCUCUUCUCAUCGGCUCCCGGCGCAUCAUCAGGCUCGUCGUGGAGCGCCCUCGUUGCCGCGGAGCGCGCCAGCCUCAACGCUGCACCCGGUCCGUCACUCCCUGUGAGCAGCCCCAAUAGUAACGCUACGUCCACGUCGGUGCCCGCGGGGGGCUCAUCACUGCGCUCCCCAUCGAACAGCGGCAUGGGCUUUUUCACCCCGGCCCAACCGUACACCCCGGACCUUGCGCAAUGUGUUUACAACGCGUAUUACGGGUCGUCGACAACGCCGGAGGGUUUUGAGAUCGGCGCACAUGCACAGGGCUUGCCAAGCGCAAGAGCAGAGCGGAGAUUUCACCCGUAUCCGACCAGGGAACGCGUAGACAGAAGUUAUCGUUAG